Messenger RNA from Orcinus orca (killer whale), 4914 nucleotides. It is a transcript of the gene FBLL1, whose product is annotated as fibrillarin like 1. Gene Ontology annotation, cellular component: nucleolus; Cajal body; small-subunit processome. Lineage: Eukaryota; Metazoa; Chordata; Mammalia; Artiodactyla; Delphinidae. The transcript has 6 exons. Gene Ontology annotation, biological process: rRNA methylation; box C/D sno(s)RNA 3'-end processing. The record is from RefSeq and is a predicted model, not a curated record. Bases 3788 to 4798 code for a protein of 336 amino acids. Gene Ontology annotation, molecular function: rRNA methyltransferase activity; histone H2AQ104 methyltransferase activity; RNA binding.
AAUGCUUAAUAAACAUGAAUGGUAUUGCACCAUGCUGUUUCCAAGGGUCUCCAAGCUCAAAGGAGCCUUAGGUAUGAUCUUAAUGAGUUAUGACAAUAACUACCAUUUACGACUGGUAUGCACAGAGCCCAUGUCCACAGAAUAAAGGAUAAAUUGAGAAUAAAUAUCUAACUAAAGCGAAUAGCAAUGAGAAGACAAAUUAUUAAAAAGAAGCCAAGUAGAAGUUCUGGAGUUGAAAAGUAUAACUGAAAUGAAAGAUUUGCUAGAGGGGCCCAACAGCAGAUUUGAGCAGAUAGAUGAAAGAACUUAAUAGAUAGGCCAAAUUGAAAUUAUACAGUCUGAGAAAGAAUUAUAUUAAUGCUUAGAAUGAAAUUUUUAAAAAAUGAACAGAGCCUAAGAGAUGACCUACAGGACACCAUCAAAAGUACCAACAUAUGUAUAAUGGGAGUCCCAGAUGAGAGGAGAGAAAGAAGCGUAAAAUAUUUGAAGAAAUAAUAGCUAAAAAUUUCUCAGAUUUGAUGAAAAACGUUAAUCUAAAACAAAAAAACGUUAAUCUACAUAUAGAAAGAAGCUUAAUAAACUCCAAAUGGGAUAAACUCAGAGAUCCUUUUUGAAAUAUGUAAACUGUUGAAAGACAGACAAAUUGGAAAUCUUGAAAGCAAGAGAGAAGCUACUCAAAUCACAUGCAAGGGAUCCUCAAUAGCAGCAGUCCCCAAUUUCAGCAACAAUUUUUCCACAGACGGGGGGUGGAGGGUAAUGGUUCAGGCGGUAAUGCAAGCGAUGGGGAGCAAUAGGUGAAGCUUUGCUCGCUUGCCAGCUGCUCACCUGCCGUGUGGCCCGGUUCCUAACGUUCAGUUAUUUCGCCUUCAUCAGUUGUCUUUGUCACUGAGAGAACCGCUAAGGAAUGAAAGAGUUUAAACCCUUUACUUCGGACCACACUCAGCCUGUCUGCAUCCCUCUGAUUCAACCACCAAGGGAGGAGGGAGGCGUCCUGGGGCUGCUGCUCCCCACUGACACCCACCCUGUCUAGCAUGCUUUUGGUCUCCAGGAUUUUACCAGGCACAUCAUAGCCUUCUUGGACAAUUUUAAACAGCAAGAUCACCAACAAAAAGCACAAAAGUGUCACUAAAUAGGCCGCGAAAAGGACCAUUUUUUUUUACAGUAUGUGAACUGAAACAAGAUGGCAGAACAGCACCUUGUUCAACCUAAGCUGGUGAUACUGCAGUGAAGACUCCUGGGUAUAAAUCUUGGCACAGAUCCAUGAUCAUUCUCCUUCUAGUAAACACCAAGAGGUGGAAUUGUGGAGUCAGAAGGUACAUGCCUGGUAAAGACUUCAGCACAAUUAACAAAUGGCUUGAUAGGGAGGGAAGCACGUCACAGUCCCAGCAGCAAUGCAUGAAAACUCCAUGUCCUAAAUCCUCGUCAAUAUUGGAUAUUGAGUUUGACAGGUUUGGCAACACUAGCUUAGUACUGAGAAAAUUAAUCAGCCUGAAAUCACUGCACCCUAACUCUGUGUUAAAACACAGAGAAGUAUAUGUCCUGGUUCUGAAGGAAUUCACAGAAUAUGGGCCAGGUUUUUCCUGGCUGAACCACUUACUUCCCUGCUGUUUGGCUCUGGAAGAGUUAUUGACCCUCUUUGCCUUAACCUUGCCUGCCAGCCGUGAGGAUGAGUAUCUGGACUGAAUUUAUCAUAUUCUCAUUUACAUUUGUAUUAUAAGUAAUAUAUAAAUGAGAAUAUAUAUAUGUUCUUAUUUAGCCUCCCCAACUAGACAUAAAUAUAUAUAUAUAUAAACUAAUAACUAUAAUAUAUAUACAGUUAAUAUAUACAGGGUUCAAAAGCGGUUGUCACUGCCAGUGCUAUUACUACUACUGAUUAUAAUAAUCAUUGAGAUGGCUCUGGGUAGACACUUAACAAAUGUUAAUUACCACUUACAAGCUGUUUAACUUGGCUUAGAAAAGUUACGCCCUCUCUCCAAUCAUUAGCUUCCCCAUCUGUUCAACGGAACUAAAAAUACCCAUUUCCUAGGAUUACUGUGAGGAUUAUAGGAAAUGAAACCAUCAGCUCAGUACCAGGAAUAUAGAAGGAAGUUUUCUUCCUUUAGGAAUAUUUUAGAAACCGACUUCAGAAAAAUAAUGCAUAAUGCCUGAUAAUAACUCAGUUUCUUUUGUGAAGAACUCUAAGAUCAGGGGCUGAAUCAGCAAGAGCUGGUGAAACUACAUCUUUACCCUUUAUCCUCCUUUCUGGAAAAAUUAUUCUUUCCAAACAUCAACUCUUUUGGCCUGAUGUUCAGGUGCCUGUCACUGGGUUUGCCUGGCUGACGGCAAAAAAUCAUAGGAAGGCUGAGGUGCCAAUCUAGGAGACCGAAAUAAGAGUAGGGAUUAGGUGGAGAAGAAGGAAAUUCUUUCUCCCUAUGUUCUUGCUUAGUUAAUACCUAAUGGCUUUUUAAGGGGUUGCAAGUAUAGUUUAAUAAAGAUGUGCCAAUAUCUAGCAGCAAAGGCACUCUGCCAACAUCAUAAGCCCCUCUGCACCUGCUCUGGCAUAAUAACUUUGAUAAGAACUACUCAUUACUGAGCACCUACUGUAAGACUCUAUAAUCCUUCCAACAACCUGAUUAUUCCAAUGAAGACAUAGCUAUUCAGAAGAGAUAACAAUUCAGAGCCAGGACUGGGACUCAUGUCUGUUUGCCUUGAAGUACAUGUUUUUCCUUGUGUACUUUCUCUCUCUUCCUCUAGUACUUUUCAGAUUCCUGCCUUUUCCUUCUAGCCCACCCGGAUUUCAGGCCAGCCUUUGUACCCAUACCAGGUGCAUCACCGAUCCCCAUGGCUUUAAGAUCUCCUGUUCCCAUGGCCCUGCACCUGGCGGACUGAGAGGGAUGCCAGCUGCUCUUUCUUUGCAGGGCACAGAGCUCUGAGUAGCACACCAAGAUGUGCAGGAAACUGCAAGCUGAGAACCCUUACAUAUUUCUGAGUCUCUGAGUCAUUGAAGAAAAAGAGGUGAGGUCACAGUGAGAAGGUGGCCAUGUACAAGCCAGAAAGGGACAGCUAUCACCAGAAACCGACCAUCGACCAUGCUAGCAUCCUGAUCUUGAACUUCCAUCCUCCAGAACUCCACAAGAUGUUGGUGUGUGAGCCGUGCAGUGUCUAUGUGGAGCGAACCUCCCACAGAUCUUCAAUGGACAUUAAAUAUGGAAUAAUGAGACACAGGUCAAGAAACUUGCCCAAGUUCAGACAAGACCCUCGGAGAAGGUCAGGUAAGCUUUCUGAGACCACACAGCAAGCGAGUGGCGCAGCAAGUACUGAAAGCGAUGUUUGUCUCUCCCUCUCCUGCCAAGAAGAACUGCCAGGGGUCCCUGAGAAAGCAGAACAUGGGGAAGAGGGAAGGGAGAACGCUGCGUCUGCGCGCGUGCUGGGAAGCGGGGGCUUCCGGAGCUGCAGGGUCGCUAUAGCGGGUGUGAUGCAAUCACGCCCGUCGCUGCGUCAAAGGGCGGCUCCCGGGAUGCGGGGACUGCAGUAGAGGUGGUCCCCACCGCCGCCCACCUCGCCUCUGCCGCCCACCGCGGCUAACCCGGCAGGUAACCGCUGCCGCUAACCUUCGUCCAGAGUCAGGACCACCGCCCCGGAGCCACCAGCGACCCCGACAACAUCUCUCAGCCACCGGCGACUCUGACAACCGCCCCCAGGUACCGGUGGUCCCUGACAACCACUCCGAGCCACCGGUAACCCCUGACAACCGCCGCCAGCCCCCCCCCCGCCCCGCCCCCCCCCCAACCGGCGCCCGGGGCGCGCCAUGAAGUCGGCGGUGAGCGCGCGCGGUGGGGUGUCUGGCGGCCGCGGAGGUGGCUGCUGGGUCGGGGGGCGAGGAGGCGGCGGAGGAGGCGGGGGCAAAGGAGGAGGCGGGGGCAAAGGACCGGGAGGCGAUGGCGGCGGCCAGGGGGGUAAGGGCGGCUUCGGAGCGCGGACGCGCGGCUUCGGAGGCGGCAGGGGCCGGGGGCGCGGUGGUGGAGACGGCAGGGACCGCGGAGGCGGCGGGCAGCGGCGUGGCGUGGCCAAGAGCAAGAACCGCCGCAGGAAGGGCGUCACCACGGUAUCCGUGGAACCGCACCGGCACGAGGGGGUCUUUAUCUACCGCGGGGCGGAGGACGCUCUGGUCACACUGAACAUGGUGCCCGGCCAGUCGGUGUACGGCGAGCGGCGGGUCACGGUGACCGAGGGCGGCGUGAAACAGGAGUACCGCACGUGGAACCCCUUCCGCUCCAAGCUGGCUGCGGCCAUACUGGGCGGGGUCGACCAGAUUCACAUCAAGCCCAAGUCCAAAGUGCUCUACCUGGGUGCCGCCUCGGGGACCACUGUCUCCCACGUCUCCGACAUCAUCGGCCCUGAUGGCCUAGUCUACGCGGUCGAGUUCUCCCACCGCGCCGGCCGCGAUCUGGUCAACGUGGCGAAGAAGAGAACCAACAUCAUCCCAGUCCUCGAAGACGCCCGGCACCCCCUCAAGUACCGCAUGCUCAUCGGGAUGGUGGACGUGAUCUUUGCCGACGUGGCCCAGCCAGACCAGUCCCGCAUCGUGGCUCUGAAUGCCCACACCUUCCUGCGCAACGGGGGCCACUUCCUCAUUUCCAUCAAGGCCAAUUGCAUCGACUCCACCGCCUCUGCCGAGGCAGUGUUUGCUUCUGAGGUGAGGAAGUUGCAGCAGGAGAAUUUGAAGCCUCAAGAGCAGCUGACCCUGGAGCCCUAUGAGAGAGACCACGCUGUGGUCGUCGGGGUCUAUCGGCCCCUUCCCAAGAGCGCCAACAAGUAGCAACCCAGCUCGGGCUGUCCCUGAGAUAAUGCCUAAGACUGUGCUAUGUUCAGUGUUACUAUAUGUGUGUUUUCUUUGUGCACCGCUUUUCUAUUAAAUGGCAUAAAGAAACAGUA